CCAGUGAGUUAGUGAACCUCGGUCGUGAACAAACUCUUUCGCUGCACAGCCUACACAGCAACAUGAGCAAGAUGUUGAACGAAAUCUGUGAUAUGUUGGACGGAUACACCGGACGGGAUAAGAUCAUACGGAUGCUUUGCUACACGACUAAGCUGGCCUCAGGACUGUACGCCCAAAAGGACCCGGAAUUGGCAAGAAAAUUGGCUAUUUUCAGCUCGAAGAUGUCCGAAACACGUGCCACCCUUCGACUGUUCGAUGAUCUGCCGAUGCUGGCGUACAGCUUGAGCUAUGGUUACGGUAGCAAAGAACCGGACCGGUGGAUGGGACUGAUUGGAUUCAUCUCAAAUCUGGUCGACCAUGCCUACUAUCCGGUGGACAAAGUUUGUUGGCUUCUGGAGCACAAUCUGCUGAACGUGCAGAAUCCCACCAAGUGGGACACGAUCAACUCCUUGCUGUGGGUUGGGUCGAUAUACCUCAAUCUGAUGAAAACUAUUCGGAGCUUCACCGUAAUGGAGCAACAUAAAUCAUGUAUAGAUAAAAAAGAAAACGAAGCAAGGUUAGACAUCCGUCAAGCAUUUCAAAUGUUGCUGGUUAAGCAACGCAUGGAAGCCCUUUCAAUUCUACGGUUAUCAUUGGACCUAAUUCAUGCCGGCAGUACACUACCGAAAGGUAUGCUUUGGGGUGGAUGCUUCCAAACUUGGCACGUUGGGUUAAUUGGUACCGUAUCGUCGCUAAUGGGUCUGUAUCAAUAUGUCGCCAAAAAGCGAAUCGUUAAACAGUGUUCCUAGUGCAGCGUACUGUGAAGCAAAACUACUCUAAUGCUCAUGCUGCUCAUUCAAUUGCUUCUUAGUGUCCAGCCACAAAACCGUUAUUAUAUCGUAGAAAAACUAAUAGUAUCUAUGGUGUAAAGUAAAACAAUUUAGAUGUUUAAAUGCUGUGCGAUAAGCUUUUCUCGCAAGUGAUUCGAAAAUGAAGUUGGAUGAGAAGACUAUCGGUUUUGACUUUCGCAUUUUUCAGUACGAAGAGAAGGUGAUUUAUGCAAAUUUGUUUGUAUGUUGUAACACUCAAUUUGGAAAACAUUUACGCUAAAACACUCUAAGUGAAGUCUAGUCAGUGUGU
This is a messenger RNA of Anopheles cruzii, 1119 nucleotides long. RefSeq names its product peroxisomal membrane protein 11C-like. Gene Ontology annotation, cellular component: peroxisomal membrane. Gene Ontology annotation, biological process: peroxisome fission. The transcript is spliced from 4 exons. Bases 63 to 788 code for a protein of 241 amino acids. The record is from RefSeq and is a predicted model, not a curated record. NCBI's taxonomy places the organism in Eukaryota, Metazoa, Arthropoda, Insecta, Diptera, Culicidae.